Messenger RNA from Thalassophryne amazonica, 2777 nucleotides. RefSeq names its product XPA binding protein 2 (gene xab2). The coding region runs from base 83 to 2629 and encodes 848 amino acids. The record is from RefSeq and is a predicted model, not a curated record. Gene Ontology annotation, cellular component: Prp19 complex; U2-type catalytic step 2 spliceosome; post-mRNA release spliceosomal complex. The transcript has 19 exons. Gene Ontology annotation, molecular function: protein binding. Gene Ontology annotation, biological process: mRNA splicing, via spliceosome; generation of catalytic spliceosome for first transesterification step. Lineage: Eukaryota; Metazoa; Chordata; Actinopteri; Batrachoidiformes; Batrachoididae.
AAAUUUCAAAGAAAAAAGUAGUGGAGGAAGAGGAAGAAUAGCCACGUUAAGUUUUCUAGCAAGCAAACGUUUUCUUGAAAAUAUGGUUUCACUCAGCGGAAAAAAUGAUGUAUUUUUUGAGGACGACGAUCUACCUUAUGAAGAGGAGAUCAUCAGGAACCCAUACUCAGUGAAGUGCUGGAUGCGGUACCUUGAAUUCAAACAGAAUGGACCAAAAUCCACCCUCAAUAUGAUAUACGAACGGGCUCUGAAAGAACUGCCUGGAAGUUACAAGCUGUGGUACAACUACCUGAGAGAAAGACGGAAACAAGUCAAAGGGAAAUGCAUCACUGAGCCAGUCUAUGAAGAGGUCAAUAAUUGCCAUGAAAGAGCACUGGUGUUUAUGCAUAAGAUGCCCAGAAUAUGGCUGGAUUACUGCCAGUUCCUUGUGAGUCAGAGUAAGAUCACACGAAGUCGGCGAACAUUUGACCGUGCACUCAGAGCACUUCCUGUUACACAACAUCCACGCAUUUGGCCCCUGUAUCUCCGCUUUGUCCAUAACCUGCCCCUGCCUGAAACAGCCAUCCGGGUGUAUCGCAGGUACCUUAAGCUGUCUCCAGAGAAUGCAGAAGAAUAUAUAGACUACUUGCGGUCUGUUGGCCGCCUGGAUGAAGCAGCUGUUCGACUUGCAGCUGUUGUCAAUGAUGAAAACUUUGUAUCCAAAGAGGGAAAGUCGAACUACCAAUUGUGGCAUGAGCUGUGCGACCUGAUCUCUCAGAAUCCCGAUAAGGUGACCUCUCUGAAUGUAGGGGCCAUCAUUCGCGGAGGCCUCACACGCUUCACAGACCAACUUGGCAAACUUUGGUGCUCCUUAGCUGACUAUUACAUCAAGAGUGGCCACUUUGAGAAGGCCCGUGAUGUUUAUGAAGAGGCCAUUCUCACUGUGGUGACAGUCAGGGAUUUUACACAAGUGUUUGAUCGUUAUGCCAAGUUUGAGGAGAACAUGAUUGCUGCCAAAAUGGAAACCACUGCUGAGCUGGGGCAGGAUGAAGAUGAUGACAUCGACUUGGAGCUUAGGCUAGCACGCUUUGAACAGCUGAUAACACGGCGCCCUCUUCUGUUGAACAGUGUGCUACUGCGGCAGAACCCUCAUAAUGUCCAUGAGUGGCAUAAACGGAUCAAGCUAUAUGAGGGCAACCCACGGCAAAUCAUCAACACAUACACUGAGGCUGUGCAGACUGUGGAUCCAAUGAAGGCCACAGGGAAGCCUCACUCUCUCUGGGUUUCCUUUGCAAAGUUCUAUGAAGAAAAUGAGCAGCUGGAUGAUGCCAGGACUAUUUUUGAGAAAGCUACUAAGGUGAACUACAAGCAGGUUGAAGACUUGGCCAAUGUGUGGUGUGAAUAUGGAGAGAUGGAGCUACGCCAUGAAAACUAUGAGCAGGCGCUGCGCAUACUGAGGAAAGCUACAGCCAUCCCAUCCAAGAAAGCUGAAUACUUUGAUGCAUCUGAGCCUGUCCAGAAUAGAGUCUACAAGUCCUUGAAGGUCUGGUCCAUGUUGGCUGACUUGGAGGAAAGCCUUGGCACCUUCCAGUCUACAAAGGCAGUCUAUGACCGGAUUAUUGACCUUCGCAUUGCCACACCACAGAUCAUCAUGAACUUUGCCAUGUUCCUUGAAGAGCACAACUACUUUGAAGAGAGCUUCAAAGCGUACGAGCGUGGUAUUGCUCUCUUCAAAUGGCCAAAUGUUUAUGACAUUUGGAACACUUACCUCACCAAAUUCAUUGGUCGUUAUGAGGGCAAGAAGCUGGAAAGAGCACGAGAUUUAUUUGAACAAGCCCUGGAUGGUUGUCCACCCAAGUUUGCUAAGACCAUUUACCUGCUGUAUGCUAAAUUGGAAGAGGAGUAUGGAUUAGCGCGGCAUGCCAUGGCUGUCUAUGAAAGAGCAACGCAGGCAGUGGAAACGGAUGAGAGGCAUCACAUGUUCAAUAUCUACAUCAAGAGAGCAGCUGAAAUAUACGGGGUCACAUAUACCAGAGCGAUUUACCAGAAAGCUAUUGAGGUCCUCCCAGAUGAAUAUGCCAGAGACAUGUGCCUGCGUUUUGCUGACAUGGAGAGUAAACUGGGAGAGAUUGACCGGGCCAGAGCCAUCUACUCCUACUGCUCAGAGUUCUGUGAUCCAAGGGUGACUGCUAAAUUUUGGCAGACCUGGAAAGAAUUUGAAAUCCGCCAUGGAAAUGAGGACACUAUUAGAGAAAUGCUGAGACUCAAACGCAGUGUCCAGGCCACAUACAACACACAGGUCAACUUCAUGUCUUCUCAGAUGCUGAAAGCCACAACAAGUUCCACCGGCACUGUGUCAGAUCUUGCUCCUGGUCAAAUGGGGAUUGAUGAUAUGAAGAUGUUGGAACAAAAGGCACAACAGCUUGCUGCAGAGGCUGAGAAGGACAAACCAAAGCCUCGAGAGAAAGUUCUUUUUGUCAGGAGUGAUACGUCCCUCAGCGAGCUGGCUGAACUUUCUAAACAAGCUAAUCCUGAUGAGAUUGACAUCGAUGAUGAUGAUGAAGCUGAUGAAGACCAAGGUCCAGAGGAGGUGCAGCUUGAACAGAAGAGUGUUCCCUCGGCUGUCUUUGGAGGUCUUAAAGAUGACUGAAAUGUGGCAACAACAGAAUUUUGCAAACAAAAAUUCAUUGGAAUAUCCCCUGUAGUCAUAUAAUUGGUUAUGUGAAUUCUAAAUAAUUCUGUAAAUAUUCACUUAUAGUCUGUAUAUUUUAAUAAAAUCUGAGAGAUGUACUUGAAAA